Messenger RNA from Olea europaea var. sylvestris, 2038 nucleotides. RefSeq names its product SNF1-related protein kinase catalytic subunit alpha KIN10. Gene Ontology annotation, molecular function: ATP binding; protein serine/threonine kinase activity. The record is from RefSeq and is a predicted model, not a curated record. Bases 190 to 1731 code for a protein of 513 amino acids. Lineage: Eukaryota; Viridiplantae; Streptophyta; Magnoliopsida; Lamiales; Oleaceae. The transcript has 11 exons. Gene Ontology annotation, biological process: protein phosphorylation; intracellular signal transduction.
AAUACGUCGUCAGUUUAUAUUAUAAUCAUGAACUCUACAGGUACGGGAAGGCGCUCACUCUCAUAAGCCUCACUCGUACUGUGUCCGUUACUUAAUUUUUAGCUUUUGUCCCCCAGAAAUAUUAUUCUUAAAGUUGCUUUGCGAUUAUCGAUUUUCUUGGGUGCAGUUGCACAGUGUAAUUCACAGAAAAUGGAUGGAUCAUUCCAAGGUGGCACUAGUGUGGAUUCCUUAUUGCGAAACUACAAGCUAGGGAAAACUCUUGGAAUCGGUUCAUUUGGUAAAGUUAAAGUUGCUGAGCAUAUAUUGACAGGGCACAAAGUUGCUGUCAAGAUUCUUAACCGUCGUAAAAUAAAGAAUAUGGAUAUGGAAGAAAAAGUUAGAAGAGAAAUCAAAAUACUGAGAUUGUUUAUGCAUCCUCAUAUUAUACGUCUCUAUGAGGUUAUUGAGACGCCAACAGAUAUAUAUGUUGUGAUGGAAUAUGUGAAGUCUGGUGAGCUGUUUGAUUACAUUGUGGAGAAGGGUAGAUUACAGGAGGAUGAAGCGCGCACUUUCUUUCAGCAGAUAAUUUCUGGAGUUGAGUACUGCCACAGGAAUAUGGUUGUUCAUAGAGAUCUUAAACCUGAGAACCUUCUUUUAGAUUCGAAGUCCAAUGUGAAGAUUGCAGAUUUUGGUUUGAGUAAUAUCAUGCGUGAUGGCCAUUUUCUGAAGACUAGUUGUGGAAGCCCAAACUAUGCAGCUCCAGAGGUUAUUUCUGGGAAACUGUAUGCAGGGCCAGAAGUAGACGUAUGGAGCUGUGGUGUAAUUCUCUACGCACUUCUAUGUGGGACCCUUCCCUUUGAUGACGAAAAUAUUCCUAACCUUUUCAAAAAAAUAAAGGGUGGGAUAUAUACCCUUCCAUGUCACUUAUCUGUCAGUGCAAGGGAUUUGAUUCCGAGAAUGCUUAUUGUCGAUCCUAUGAAGCGAAUCACAAUUCCUGAGAUUCGUAUUCAUCCCUGGUUCCAAGCUCACCUGCCUCGCUAUUUGGCUGUGUCGCCACCGGAUACAAUGCAACAAGCCCAAAAGAUUGAUGAAGAUAUUCUUCAGGAAGUUGUUAAAAUGGGAUUUGACAGGAAUACCCUUGUUGAUUCUCUUCGCAACAGAGUUCAAAAUGAGGGUACUGUUACAUACUAUUUGAUGUUAGACAACCGGUUUCGGGUUUCCACUGGCUACCUCCGAGCUGAAUUUCAAGAAACUCUGGAAUUUGGUAGUAACAACUUGAAUUCAAGUGAGAAUGUUGCAUCGCCUGUUGGGCAUCAUGCUCCUGGAGCUGUUGAUUAUCCACAAUUUGGAGGAAGACAGUUUCCAAUCGAGAGGAAAUGGGCACUUGGGCUUCAGUCCCGAGCACAUCCUCGUGAAAUAAUGAAUGAAGUUCUCAAAGCUCUGCAAGAGUUGAAUGUUUGCUGGAAAAAGAUUGGGCACUACAACAUGAAAUGUAGGUGGGUUCCUGGCAUUCCUGCGCAUCAGGAAGGCAUGGUUGACAAUUCUAUGCAUGGUAAUCAUUACUUUGGAGAUGAAUCUGCUAUUAUAGAAAAUGGCAGUGUUACUCAACCGCAAAACGUUGUCAAGUUUGAAGUACAGCUGUAUAAAACUCGUGAAGACAAAUACCUGCUCGAUCUACAGAGAGUUCACGGCCCACAAUUUCUCUUUUUGGAUCUUUCUGCUGCAUUCCUUGCGCAGCUCCGUGUCCUCUAAAGUUAGCUCCUUUUCCCAUCAUGCUCUGUUUGGUUCUAAGGAAAAAAGUCAAUGCUGUAAAUAAAUUAUUACUAAUUUAAGCCCCCUCUAUUUUCAUCUUCCCCCACCUUCCCACCUUUAAUCUAUUAAAGGUUAAUGUCGUCGCAAGCCAAUCUUUUUAGCGACUCUAUUAUGAGUUGGGGCUUCUUGUACGACAAUUUCCCCUUACAUGGUUGUUACAUCUCUUUCUAUGAUGUUAUUCAAGGUAAAAAGUUUCAGAUUUUGUUCAGUUCUUCAUAUCAAUCCAUGAAUAGCACUGUCGAUUUUA